Talaromyces amestolkiae is the source of this 5748-nucleotide messenger RNA. RefSeq lists its product as uncharacterized. Gene Ontology annotation, molecular function: phosphatase activity; protein binding. Gene Ontology annotation, cellular component: GID complex. NCBI's taxonomy places the organism in Eukaryota, Fungi, Ascomycota, Eurotiomycetes, Eurotiales, Trichocomaceae. The coding region runs from base 1 to 5748 and encodes 1915 amino acids. Gene Ontology annotation, biological process: proteasome-mediated ubiquitin-dependent protein catabolic process; phosphatidylinositol dephosphorylation. The record is from RefSeq and is a predicted model, not a curated record. The transcript is spliced from 12 exons.
AUGGCUGAAGAUAGGAAAAAGGCGGAAGGUACCGAUGAGGCGCCUUUGAAACCGGUGUCAUCUCUUUUAUCUCAUUUCGAGCAUCUUUCGUACUCUAGAAAUCAAUCGCCUACGCCCGGUUCGAAUGACGAACGGACCUCCCGCCAAAGAUUCGAUCAUCUGGAUGAUUCGCAGCCGAUAGUUCGUGCAUCUCUGGACCUACCUCGCCCUCAAAUACCAUGGACAGUUAGCGGUGGCUCUGACAAUGGACCGAUAUCCGCCGUCGAUAGAACAUCAAACCCACCAUGGAUGGACUCGAAAAGGGAAAAGUCUCCUGGCUCCCGAAGGUUCGGACGCCCGUUGUCGAUGAGCUUCCGUACUUCGCCGCAAAUAACACCGAGCUUGACCGUCGAAUCGCCUCGUUCCCCUCCUCGUGGAGCUAAUGGGCAGAAUGGCGGACAUUGGCCUUCUUUCAACCGAGGCAACUCCGACCUUACUGCUAUCGCGAAACCUAGAUCAAGAAGUCCACCCGGCCCAGUACGCCCAAAGGACCCCGUGUCUCCCAGCGCAAGAUCAGUCGGCGCUCCUCGCACAUCACGAGAGCCUUCACCUACCGGUUCAGUCAAAAGCUCUUCUGUUCCUCCCCCGGUCAAUAGAGGAGGGAAACCGAAGAUCCCGGCCAAACCGGCAAACAUCUCUCACCUCGAUGUUCGCGCACUAACCCCUACCCACGAACCUACCCAUUCUACGGCUCAAAUAUCACCAUUCAGUACACCCCCAAGCAGCCCUGAAAAGCUUCAGACUAAGACUGACCAGCCGCGCAAAUCACCCAACAUAUCAAGAUCACUGUCUACAACCCCUGAGCCAUUUUCCUUGCCGCCUCCCGUUGACAGGAGUACCCGCCCACUGCCGACUACGACUCAGUCCACAGAUACUAAAAGUCGGCCACCGGCCAUUGCUUCACAUCCAAACGACGCGAGGGAGCUUGGCUUCACAAGGCGGAACACUGGCAUCUCGCCUUCGAAGCAUUCGAGAUCGGCAAGUCAUAUAGUCUCACCCACACGGGAUUCUAGAUUACCCGAGCCGGCAAGAAAGCUGUCCGACGAAGAUCGUCCCGAAUUGCGUCCCAGUCUUCCUCCUCGCGAUAACCCUUCAGGUCGGCGGGCGCCUCGUAGUGUCGUACCAAGUGAGUUGAGGAAUCCCGACUUACCGACUAGAGCAUCACUUGAUUUGCCCUCGCGGACCCCCAGGAUACCUACCUCAAGUCGCCUUCCGACACUGGAGAUGAAUACACAAUUUGCCCCUCCGCCGCGUAGGCAAACUGCUACCGUUGGUGGCAAGCUUGCUCCUGAUACGCCUCAAACACCAAAACUUCGCCAGUCCCCUUCACCGAUCACAAAUAAUGUCACGUCUAAGCCAACAUCGAGAAGCGACCCGAGAGACUCAGAAGACGAAGCUUACCCAGAAGAAGCCCCAGUGUCCAGAGCAGACUACCCCGAUUCCUCCCAAGUCAAUCGUCGUCCUCCGGUUUUCAAGACGGGUCCCCUUACGAUUCCGACUCGAUAUGACACACGUGAGUUUGACGUGUGCGGUAGAUAUGUGUGUACCACCGGCUAUUUGACCCGUGUUUGGGAUCUUACCACUGGAGAGCAAAUCAUGAGUAUCAGCCACGGAGAAACAGUCAAAGCGCAUACAGUUGCCUUCAAGCCUGGGACUGGACUGGAAGAUGAAGGAACUCGUUUAUGGGUUGGGACCAGCGUAGGAGAAAUCCAUGAGUUAGAUAUCGGCACACAGUCAAUUGUCACAUCACGAUCAUACCCCUCAAGACGUGAGGUCAUAAAGAUUUAUCGUCAUAAAAAAGAAAUGUGGACUUUAGACGAUGAAGGAAAGUUGCUGGUGUGGCCGCCAGACGAGACCGGAACACCAAACCUUCAAUAUAGCUACGAUCACCCGCAGGACCGCGUGGCAAGGGGUCACACGUUUUCCAUGGUAGUUGGAGACGACCUAUGGCUUGCUACUGGAAAGGAAGUUCGAGUCUAUCGUCCCAGUGCUCAUGGGGACACAUUCCAUGUCUUGAAGAAGCCAUUAGGAGCAAACCACAGCGGCGAAGUCACCUCUGGAACUCAUACUACAAAGGACGGUGGCCGAGUCUAUUUGGGUCACGCGGACGGAAAGGUUACUGUAUAUUCUUCGACUGAUUUCUCCUGCAUCGCGUCUGUAAACGUCAGCGUUUACAAGAUCAAUUCACUGGCAAUUGUAGGAGACUACUUAUGGGCUGCAUACAAAACGGGAAUGGUAUACGUGUAUGACGUUUCAACCAACCCAUGGACCGUGAAGAAAGACUGGCACGCUCAUGAAAGCCCUGUCGUUUCCCUUGGAACGGAUAAUUACUUGCGCUUAUGGGAUGGAAUGUUAGAGGAUGACUGGUUGGAGACGCGGAUGCAAGGCCGAGACGUCGAAUACUGUAAUUUCAGGGAGAUACGAGCGACCAUUAUGACUUGGAACGCCGGGGCUUCUAUGCCUCGCGACUUGCAUGGCAAUGCUUUUAUUGAGAACGCUAUACACGCAGAGCAGCCGCCAGAGUUAUUGGUGUUUGGGUUCCAGGAACUAGUUGACCUGGAGGACAAGAAGAUCACAGCUAAAAGUCUACUACUAGGAAGCAAGAAACGCGAACAUAAUGAAAAAGAGCACAUGAGUCGACAGUACCGGGUGUGGCGAGAUCAUUUGGCAGCUUGCAUCAAUAAUGCAAUGCCUCUUGAGGAAUCAUAUGUUCUUCUCCAUACUUCUAAUCUUGUUGGCUUGUUUACUUGUGUUUUUAUUAAACAAAAGGAGCGAGAUAGAGUCCGCAACAUCAGUGCUGCAGAAGUGAAGCGUGGAAUGGGUGGCCUGCAUGGCAACAAGGGAGCACUGAUAUUGCGAUUUGUUCUUGAUGACAGCUCAAUGUGUUUCAUCAAUUGCCAUUUGGCUGCCGGUCAAACUCAUACAGCACACCGAAACAACGACAUUGCAGCAAUUCUCGAAACGGAAUCUCUCCCGGCUGAACAUAGCCUCAACACUCGCACUGACCUCUUCGUGAACGGCGGUGAUGGGUCAAUGAUCCUCGAUCACGAGAUAUGUAUUCUCAAUGGUGAUCUGAAUUAUCGAAUUGACUCUAUGUCUCGAAAUGUCGUUAUCGACGCGGUACGGCAAAAUAACCUAUCCAAGCUCCUGGAAAGGGACCAACUGCUUGCAUCCAAACGAAAAAACCCGAGCUUUCGUCUGCGGACAUUUACCGAAGCGCCGAUUACGUUUGCACCAACCUACAAGUACGAUGUCAACUCGGAUGAAUAUGACACGAGUGACAAGAAGCGGUCUCCUGCAUGCUCUGGCUACAACCUCCCAACUACCACCGACAACGCCUACCUGGUUCUUUCCUGGAGCCAGGCCGAAGGCAACUCGCUCAUCUUCGACCUGGCAGACCACUUCUCGCAAGACUCUCCCUCCCCUAUCGCCUCCGACCACCCCGAAUCCCCUAGCACCACCACGUCCGCCUCUGUCGACCUCGACGUACUGAUCCCCUCACCACCACCGGUGAUUCUACAACAACGGGACUCGUUUUCGCAAUAUACGGGAUACUCUCCUCCUCCUCCUCUCCAUCCCGCAUCGAACGGUAACGGGGUUGAUACGAACCUGUCGUCAGAUAUCACCUCAGCUACCGUCUCUCGGCUCCGUCGCCGCCGCCGUCGCUCCGAGAUUUCGUCCUCGUCCUCGUCAUCUUCUGCAUCUGAAACUUCCGAUAUAGACGGUCUUCGUGACGUGGGAAGCUCCUCUGCCCGACCCCCGCUAGCCACCAACGUUUCUUCUGCGGGUACCCGCGGAGCACAACGUUCAACAACAGGCUGUGCAGAAGGCCACCCGCCGUCCCCCAAGCGCAGGCGUUUGGCAAACAUGCGGCCCAAUAAUGGAGAUUCAGUGACGACAGCGAAUGGACGGUCGGAUGCUUCGAAUGGGAUUUUCUCUACGUCGUCGCGGGGGAAGAGCUCUGUGAAUGGCAAAUCUUCGAAUCAUCUGCAUAAUGGACAGUCAAAUACGAACGGCUCAGCGAGAUCAUCGGCAGUAUCCUCGUCAUAUUUCGGGCAUGAUCGAGAGGAGGUUACCAGAAUCUUGAUACAGGGGUUAUACGAUCUAGGUUAUAAUGGGGCUGCGAGUGCUUUAACUAGGGAAAGCGGAUAUGAACUGGAGAGCCCCUCGGUUGUGGCAUUCAGGAGUGCAGUGCUCGAUGGACAAUGGGCCGAAGCAGAGAGUUUAUUACUGGAGUCAUUUGAGGACGGUCAUGACGCAAGCAAUGGAGAGUAUGAAUCUCCAUCGACCUGGGGCAAGCUGGCUCUUGCCGAGACUGCAGACAAAAAUGAAAUGCUUUUCCUGCUGCGACAACAGAAGUUUUUGGAGCUACUCGAGGCUCGAGAUUUGGGGGCUGCGCUGAUGGUGCUGCGGCAUGAGUUGACACCGUUAAAUCAUAAUAUUGCCCAGCUUCAUGCUCUGUCGAGUUUAUUGAUGAGCCCGGUCGAGCAUCUCCGGGAAUUAUCAGGCUGGAGCGGAUCGGUUGCAUUAUCGCGCGAGCUUUUGCUUUCUGAUUUGUCGACCUUUAUAUCUCCCGCAGUGAUGAUUCCAGACCAUCGACUUGCUUCUCUCUUGGAUCAAGUGAAAAGCAACUGGGUCAACCAAUGCCUAUUUCACAACACUGCGCAAUCACCAUCACUAUAUUCCGAUCACAUGUGCGACCGUAACGCUUUCCCUCGACAUAGCAGUAUGCAACUGACGAGGCACUCAAAUGAAGUCUGGUAUGUAGAGUUUUCGCACGAUGGGACGAAACUCGUUACAACCAGCAAAGAUAAGUCCGUUAUUAUCUACGAUGCAACAGACAGAUUCUCGGUGAUUCACAGAUUUUACGAACAUCAUGAUGCUGUUGUGUUUGCGACUUGGAGUCCGGACGACACCAAGCUUAUUACCUGUUCUCAAGACAAGACGGCCAAGGUUUGGGAUGUUCAGACCGGUCACUGUUAUAUGACAAUCGAGCACCAUUCCGAUAUAGUGACUGCUGCUGCGUGGGCUCCUGAUGGCGAAACAUUUGUCACAGCGUCGAUGGAUAUCAGAGCGCCGCUCUGUUAUUGGGGACUACGAUCUCGAAAUCCGAUACACGUGUGGCGGGAUGGAUUCAGGGCACAGGACUGUGCUAUCACACCGGACGGAACCCGUUUGAUCGCAUCGGACAACGAAGAUAAGCUGUAUGUGUAUGAUCUUGCGUCGCGUGCAGAAGAAUAUUGCCUUUCCAUGAAGAAUCAUAUCACAUCAGUCAGCGUCAGCAAUGAUUCGCGAUUUGUACUGUUGAAUCUCCGAAAUAAUCAGAUACAACUCAUGGACAUUGAGACGACCGAGAUCAUUCGUCGCUUCGAUGGUCAGAAACAAGGGGAGUGGGUGAUUCGAAGUCGGUUUGGCGGUGCUGGCGAGAAUUUCGUUGUCAGCGGAAGCGAGGAUUCUCAGAUUUACAUCUGGCACCGAGAGAAUGGAGCCCUCGUGGAGGUACUGGAGGGACACACGAAAGGAUGUGUCAAUGCGAUAUCUUGGAAUCCGAAGAACCCUAGCAUGUUUGCCUCCGCCGGGGACGACUGCGUUGUGCGGAUAUGGACACGAGAUAAUCCCAGCGAAAGCAGCUUAAGCAAAGGCAGGUUUUCGAAGACCUCGGAAUUUACACGAACUAGUGCUCUUCGAUCAACGACUAGCCAACUUUGA